AUGACAAGCAACGCGCCAUCCUCAUCGUCAAAGCCUCCACGGCCCAAGUCACCACACUUUCCUCCACACAACGCUCCACGCGUAUGGUUCAUCACGAGAGGAGUAUCGCCAAUAGCUAUCGCAUUAGCGAGACAAGUACUCGAGCAUGGUGACUAUGUCGUGGCCGGCGUGAUGCCUGUUGAGUUUGAGAAAAGAGAGGGACAAGUAGACGAUUUUCGGACGUUCUUGCAAGAUGUGAAACAAACAGACAGAUGGCGUGAGCAUCUGAGGGUUGUGGCAUUGGACAGUAGGGUCGUUGGUCAAUGCCAGGCAGCGGUUGCCGAGGCUGUGGAAGCAUUUGGGCGGAUUGACGUUCUACUAUGCGCCGCGAGCGAAGCUGUCAUAGGGACGGUUGAGGAGCUAGCCCAGAGCAUUCGAACAAUAAGUCUAGUUGACGAAAUCUUCGAGAUCAACUUUUUCGCGAACGUUAAUAUCAUCAAAGCCGUGCUUCCCAUCAUGCGAGAACGGAAGAACGGUCAUCUCAUUGUGAUAACUGGCAUCACCGGUCAUCUGGGCACGCCAGGCCUGGGAAUGUACUGCUCUUCCCAAUGGGCUAUCGAAGGCUACUGUGAUAGUCUCGCCUACGAAAUCGCCCCCUUCAAUGUCAAGAUGUCAUUAGUUCAAGCAAAUAUGGAGGUAAACGUGCUCACAAACCGCAUCACAUCCGUCCCUCCUAUGCCGGAGUACCUUCAAGGCGAAAACCCUGCGCCUUUGGCUCGGGAAAUCUUCUCGGGUCUCCUAGACAAGCUAGAACGCAUCGAAAACCCUUCUGCUCACCCCCCUCACAACUUUGACGAGACGAAAUCUCCUGGCGAAGACAGCAACAUGUCCGAGGCUGGACAGGAUGCAGAACCGACAAUGGGCGAUUUACUCAAUUCCAAUACAGUGACGAGCUUGUACGCGCCAUUGCCCGCAGCAGUGAAAAGCAGUUUGAUCGCAGAAACAGUGCACGCACUGACUGCGAUCGGGGGUCAUGACAACCCUCCUGCGCGCCAUAUAGUAGGCAUCGAGGGAGUUACAGCUGUCAAGGAGAAGCUCAAGACCACAAGUGAAGAGUUGGAAGACUUUGUUCAAGUUAGUGGCGCGGUGGAUAUUGGGCAUCGAGACCAUGAGGGGACUGGAAUGUCUAUGGACCAAGGCAUGUUAUGA
Molecule: messenger RNA, 1188 nt
Organism: Bipolaris zeicola 26-R-13
Lineage: Eukaryota; Fungi; Ascomycota; Dothideomycetes; Pleosporales; Pleosporaceae
Exons: 5
Coding region: 1-1188 (395 amino acids)
Source: RefSeq, a predicted model, not a curated record